Molecule: messenger RNA, 966 nt
Organism: Pyricularia grisea
Lineage: Eukaryota; Fungi; Ascomycota; Sordariomycetes; Magnaporthales; Pyriculariaceae
Exons: 1
Coding region: 1-966 (321 amino acids)
Source: RefSeq, a predicted model, not a curated record
AUGAAGAGGAUACACUCAUCACAAUCAUCCAAGGUCGAUUCGGCAAGUCAGAGGCCCCUGGAUCUAGGCAACAACAUCUUUUUGUUUAGCCCGUCGGUUUCCCACCAAGGAGAAGCCGCGCCGUCUGUUCAACGCAAUGGCGCACCUUCACCACCUAGCCUUGUGAUAAUCUGCACCUGGCUCGGCGGCGCAACCACCCGGCGCAUCAGCAAAUACGUGGCAGGCUACCAGGCCCGGUGGCCAUCCACAUCGGUGCUUCUAAUCCGCACCGUCAUCCCUGACAUGGCCGUGCGGUCCUUCGCGACCCUUCGCGCCCGCCUCCAGCCCGCCCGUGACGCCAUCGCCAGCAUCCUGACUCCAACGUCUGGUGAAGCGAACAGGAGAAGAGACGUCUUGUUGCACUUCUUCUCCAACGGCGGCGGCAACAUGGCCACUCAGCUCCUGAAAUCCACCGUCCCGUCCGCCCUGCGCGACCGACUGGGCCUCGUGGUGUUGGACUGCUGCCCCGGCGACGCCUCGUUCGGCAAGACCUACGGCGCCGCGCUCCUGUCCCUCCCGCCGUCCCUCUCCCCGCCGCUGCGGUGGGUCGGCACGGCCAUGACCUACUGCCUGGUGUCGGCCGUGCAGGCGCUGCAGGACGCCGGGCUGAUGAGCUCCGUACGCGAGCUCCGCGCCGAGCUCAACAGCACCUCCCUGCUCGGCGACGACGUGAGGCGGCUGUACCUGUUCAGCGCGGGCGACGGCAUGGUCGGCGUCGACGACGUCGUAUCGCACGCCCGCCAGGCGAGCGGCAGGAUCGGCGCCCACAAGGUCGGUGCCGUGCUGUUUCGGACCGCGCCGCACUGCGCCCUGGUUCUUGAGGAUGCCGAUCGGUACUGGGGUGCCGUCGUGGAUGCGUGGGAGGGAAGAAGGGAGUUGCCGCCUGUUCCGGAGGAGACGGAGGCGGAGAUACGGGCCAAGCUUUGA